Messenger RNA from Anolis carolinensis (green anole), 2238 nucleotides. RefSeq names its product keratin, type I cytoskeletal 19. Gene Ontology annotation, biological process: intermediate filament organization; epithelial cell differentiation. NCBI's taxonomy places the organism in Eukaryota, Metazoa, Chordata, Lepidosauria, Squamata, Anolidae. The record is from RefSeq and is a predicted model, not a curated record. The coding region runs from base 70 to 1929 and encodes 619 amino acids. Gene Ontology annotation, molecular function: structural molecule activity. Gene Ontology annotation, cellular component: keratin filament; cytoskeleton. The transcript has 8 exons.
UCUUAACUUCAACUCCAAGGGUGCUUCUUUCUUUCUGCUUAACCUUAGAGAGCCUCCAUCCCUUUCGCUAUGAGCAGUGGUACAAGGCACACUGUUGCAACACCUGCGAGAAGCAGCAGUGGGAGCAGCACCCUAGGUGGAGGACGGGCAGGGGUCGGCUCCGUCUCCUCUGGACGGUACGCUGCCAGUGGGAUCAGCAAUGGGAGAAGUAACUUCUCUGUCCGGAGUAAUACAGGAGCAGUUUCCCCCUGUACCCAUGGGCCAGGAAGAGGCCAUUUCUCAAGUGGCAGCUGCAGUGGAAUGUUUGUCGCUGGUGGGCAUGUAGCAGCAAGUGGCUAUGGGGAUGGCUCUCAUGUUACGAAUCCUGCUGCAAGAAAUACUGUAGUUGGUGGUGCUGGUGCUGGUCAUCCAACUGUGGUCGGAGGUACUGGCCAUGCUAUUCCUGGUGACAUGGCAGCGGGUGCACAUGUGGGCAUGCCUACUGGUGUAGUUGGUGGUAUGGUAAUGGGUGCUCAUGGGGGCAUGCCUGCUGGUGUAGUUGGUAGCAUGGGUAGUGUAGCUGGAAGUCCUCAUCCCAGUAUGGUAGCUGGCAGUCCUCAUCCCAGUAUGGUAGGUGGCAAUCCUCAUCCUGGUAUGGUAGCUGGCAAUCCUCAUCCCGGUAUGGUAGCUGGCCAUUGUGGUAUGGUUGGGGGUUUACCUGCUGGUAUGGUAGCUGGCAUGGGGGGUAUGAUGGGAGGUGGUCAUGGAGGCAUGAUGAGUGGGGUAACCAGUGUGAUGACUGGACCGAUUUUGGUUAGUGCAGUGGGUGGUGAGCCCAUUGCUUGUGCAAGUGUGUUCUCCAGCUUUGAUGGAAAAAUGACAAUGCAGAACCUCAAUGACCGACUGGCCAGCUACCUGGACAAGGUCCGAUGCCUGGAGGAGGAAAAUGCUGAUCUUGAAUCUCGAAUCAGGGAAUUUUAUGCUAAGCAAGGACCCCUCUCUGAACCCAAGGAUUACUCUCAUUACCAUCAACAAAUUGAAGAUCUUAAAAACCAGCUCAUUUGUACAAGUGUGGAGAACAACAAACUUCUUCUAUGCAUUGACAACAGCAAGCUGACUGCUGAUGACUUCAGGACCAAGUUUGAGACAGAAUGUUGCCUCCGUCAGAACGUGGAGGCUGACAUCAAUGGCCUGCACCAAAUCCUGGAUCAGUUGACAGCCUGCAGGGCUGAUCUGGAUGUACAGUGUGAUAACUUACAGGAUGAGCUAAACUGCCUGAAGAAGAACCAUGCAGAGGAGGUUGCCUGCCUGAAGAAGCAGUCCACUGGUGAUGUCAAUGUGGAAGUCAAUACCUGUCCUGGACCCGAUCUGAAGAAGAUCCUGGAAGAGAUGAGGUGCAAGUAUGAGACAAUGAUAGAAGGCAACCGCAAGGAGGUUGAGGCCUGGUAUGAAUCUAAGAUUGAGGAGGUGAACCGUGAUGUUUGCAACAGCAGCCAGGAGAUUGAAGAAAGCAACAACAAGGUCACAGAACUGAGACGCCAACUGCAAGCCCUGCAGAUUGACUAUGAAGCCCAGUGCAGUCUGAGGGACACCCUUGAAGCCUCCCUAGGUGAAACUGAGCUUCGCUACAAUGGCCAUCUGGGAGAUCUGCAGGAGCGUAUCUCCUGCCUAGAGCAGCAGCUGGCUGAGCUGCGUUCAGAGAUGGAGUGCCAGAACCAUGAGUAUACCGAGCUCCUAGAUGUCAAAAGCCGACUGGAGCAGGAGAUUGGCACAUACCGUGGCUUGCUGGAAGGGGGACAGAACGACAGCAAUAGCCACAAUGGAGGAGGCGGGAACACCAGCAGAGUUAGUAGUGCAUCAAAUGGACGCUCCAGUGAAAGUCGGUCAACCCACACUUACGGGACCCAUUCUGCAGUUCAUACACACCAUGGAGGUCAUUUACACCACUAGGCCAACAAGGAAAACGUGCUUGAGAGCUACAGAAUAGCAAAGAAAACCAUGUCCCUAGAGAAGCAUACCUGAUGGUACAUCCAUGCGGCUGUUGUUCCAUCUGUCUAAAUUACACCUUUCCAAGCUGACCAGAGAUCCCACUUCACUAUCUUCCACGCUGCUGUUUCUUUACUAUUAUUCUGCAACAUAACCUCUGUCAAGCUUACUCAACCAUCAUGCUUUCGUGCCGUGGUUGGUUCUCUACUAGCCACUGAAAACAAAAGAAGGGAUCAAAAAUAAAGGCUCUGGUUUUUUCUGUGUGCCACUCAA